AAAAAAAAAAGACUGAGCAGGAUACAGAGCUUUGUGAAAGAGUGCACGCUUCGUUUAAGUUCAUCCUUUCUGUAACAUCAUUAAAGUGUCCUGAUUCUUUUCACCCGUUAUAAUGAACUCAGAGUCCACACGGCCCUCUUUAGGAAAAUCUCCACAGACUCCUGCUGCUGCUGCCUCAAAGGUGUACCACUGCUCAGAUUGUGGGAAAAGUUUUAUGAAGAGUCGCCAAUUAAAAUCUCACCAGUGCAUCCAUAUCAGAGAGAAGCCGUAUCACUGUGGACAGUGUGGGAAGAGUUUUACUCAGCAGAGUGCUCUCCAACAGCAUGAGCGUAUCCACACAGGAGAGAAGCCGUAUCACUGUGGACAGUGUGGGAAGAGUUUUACUCGAAAGAGUACUCUCCAACGGCAUGAGCGUAUCCAUACAAGAGAGAAGCCGUAUCGCUGUGAACAGUGUGAGAAGAGUUUUACUUGUCCGAAUACUCUCAAACUGCAUGAGCGCGUCCACACAGGAGAGAAGCCGUAUCACUGUGGACAGUGUGGGAAGAGUUUUACUCAGCAGCGUUCUCUCCAACUGCAUGAGCGUAUCCACACAGGAGAGAAGCUGUAUUACUGUGGACAGUGUGGGAAGAGUUUUAUUCGUCUGAGUCAUUUCCAACAGCACGAGCGUAUCCACACAGGAGAGAAGCCGUAUCACUGUGGACAGUGUGGGAAGAGUUUUACUUCAAAGAGUGCUCUCCAACUGCAUGAGCAUAUCCACGCAGGAGAGAGGCCGUAUCGCUGUGGACAGUGUGGUAAGGGUUUUACUUGUCGGGCUUAUCGCCGCCAUCAUGAGCGUAUCCACACAGGAGAGAGGCCGUAUCGCUGUGGACAGUGUGGUAAGGGUUUUACUUGUCGGGCUUAUCUCCGCUAUCAUGAGCGUAUCCACACAGGAGAGAAGCCGUAUCGCUGUGGACAGUGUGGUAGGGGUUUUGCUUGUCGGGGUAAUCUCCGCUAUCAUGAGCAUAUCCACACAGGAGAGAAGCUAUUUUGCUGUGGACAGUGUGGGAAGAGUUUUGCUUGUCAGAGUAAGCUCCAGCGGCAUGAGCGUGUCCACAUAAGAGAGAAGCCAUAUUCCUGUGGACACUGUGGUAAGGGUUUUACUUGUCAGAGUCAUCUCCGACUGCAUGAGCGUGUCCACACAGGAGAGAAGCCGUAUUACUGUGUACUGUGUGGGAAGAAUUUUACUUAUCAGAGUCUUCUCCGACUGCAUGAGCGUGUCCACACAGGAGAGAAGCCGUAUCACUGUGGACAGUGUGGGAAGAGUUUUGCGUGUCAGAGUGGGCUCCAACGGCAUGAACGUAUCCAUACAGGAGAGAAGCCGUAUCGCUGUGGACUGUGUGAGAAGAGUUUUACUGAGGUGAGUAAUCUCCGACAGCAUGAACGUAUCCACACAGGAGAGAAGCCGUACCAUUGUGGACAGUGUGGCAAGAGGUUUUUUUUUCAGAGUUUUCUCCAACAGCAUGAGCGUGUCCACACAGGAGAGAAGCCAUAUCACUGUGGACAGUGUGGGAAGAGUUUUGCUUAUCAGAGUAGUCUCCCACGGCAUGAGCGUAUCCACACAGGAGAGAAGCUGCAUCAUUGUGGACAGUGUGGGAAGAGUUUUACUUGUCGGCGUAAUCUCCAACGACAUGAACAAAUCCACACAAGAGAGAAACUGCAUCAUUGUGGACAGUGUGGGAAGAGUUUUCGUCACCCGAGUGCCUUCUGCAGCCACCUGCAGUUCAUAAAGAACAGAAGCCGUAUCAGUAUGGGCAAUGUGGAGAGAGCUUUACUCAUUCAAGGUUGUCUCGGGAACACGUGCUCGAACAAUAAAACCAACAGCUCUUGACAUGGGAAUUUGUCACAUUCAGAUAUACGUGUUUUUGUAUUCCUUUUUUAAAAAGGCAAUGGGAAAUUUCGGCUAAAACUCUAUGACGAUCCAUUAUUGCAGCAGUCACAUGGGUCAGUUUUUCAAGAUUUGAAAGAUUGUGUUUUCAUGAAAGGCCUUUUAAAAAGUUUUCCAAUGAUGAAUAGAUCAAGAAAUUCAACAAAUACACUGGUGAGAUGUGGGUAUUUGAAGUAGACAGGUUUAACUUUUUUAAGAAAAGUCAGAAAUGAAGAAAUCUGCUUGGGCAGUUUACAAACCCAGUUCUUUAAAAUUGGGACGCUGUGUGUAAAACAUCAAUAAAUAAAACAAAAUAUGAUUUGUCAGUCAUGGAACCACUAUGUUUCUUGGAAAAUAGUACAAAGACAACAUAUCAAAUGUUGAAACUGAGAAAUUUUAUUGCUGUUUGAAAAAUACAUGCUCAUUUUGAAUUUGUCAGCAACACUUUGAAUUUGUCAGAAAAGUAGGGACAGGGCAACAAAAGACCUGAAAAAGUUGUGUAAUGCUUAAAAAAACAUAUUUAGUUAAUUGUCAACAGGUCAGUAACAUGAUUGGGUAUAAAAAGAGCAUCCCAGUGAGGUUGAGUCUCUCCAGUAAAGAUGGGGAGGGGUUCCUCACUCUGGGAAAGACUGCAUGGGCAAACGUUGCAACAGUUAAAGAAUAAUGUUCCUCAAUGUAAAAUUGCAAAGAAUUUAUGGAUCACAUCAUCUAUGGUACAUAACCUCAUUAAAAGAUUCAGAGAAUCUGGGGAAAUCUCUGUAUGCAAGAAACAAGGCUGAAAACCGAUAUUGGAUGCCUGUGAUUUUCAGGCCCUCAGGCGACACUGCAUUAAAAGCAGACAGGUGCCUGGAGUGGAAAUCACUGUAAGGGCUCAGGAACACUUCAGAAAACCAUAGUCUAUGAAAACAGUUCAUUACUGCAUCCACAAAUGCAAGUUAAAUCCAGAUAUAAACAAUAUCCAGAAACACGGCCACCUUCUUUGGGCCCGAGCUCUUUUACGAUGGACUGAGGCAAAGUGGAAAACUGUCCCGAGGUCUGACGAAUCGGAAGUAGAAAUUCUUUUGAGAAAUCAUGGACACCAUAUCCUCCAGGCUAAAGAGGAGAGGGACCAUCCAGUUUAUCAGUGCGCAGUUCAAAAGCCAGCACCUGUGAUGUUAUGAGGGUGCAUUAGUGCACAUGACCUGGGUAGCUUGGACAUCUGGGAAGGCAUCAUUAAUGCUGAAUGAUCUCUACAUGUUUCAGAGCAAUAUGGUGCCAUCCAGACAAAAUCUGUUUCAGGGAAGGCCAAACUGCUUUCUGCAUAUAUUAAAACUACACUGAACAAAAAUAUAAACGCAGCACCUAAAGAUUUUAUUUAUUUUGUCCAUCCGAUACUGAUUUUUUUUUUCUGCCCACAUCAAAUGAUAGUAUAGCAUACCAGUAAACAUUUUUUGAAAAAAAAAAAUGUCCCUCUACUCAAGUUCUGAGCAGUGCCCAGACUUGAGAUAAUCCAUGAUCCAGUCGGGUGUGACCAUUGCAGACAAAAAUUUCACUGAGUAAUGCAUGUCAUGACCAUCCUUUAUGUGGGGCCAAUAAAAGGCCACCCUAAAAUGACAAAAAUGUUCAAAUGUCAAGAUGCCACAGAUGACCAGAAUCAACCGGGAACGAGCCAUUGGCAUGCUGCAGGCUGGAAUGUCCAUCAGAGCUGUAGGGCGUCAAUUGGGGGUGCUAUUCCACGAUAGUCCGCCUCCGACGACGAUUUCAGCAGCAUGGCACCACAGACAACAUGCCACAUGCAAGCAGGCCACGUGUCACCACUCCAGCACAAGACCGGCAUAUCUAUCUGACCCACCUGCGUGAUCGGUGCCGGCAGGGCUCGAAAUUAACUUUUUUUCUUUGUGUCCCCCAGUGGUCCCGAAUUCUGUGUUGUAUUGUCCCGAAUGGAAGCAAUAGUGUCCCCAUUUUUUUCCUCUCUGAAAUAACCAGUGGUUAAUAUUAGAUAGAUAGAUAGAUAGAUAGAUAGAUAGAUAAUUCUUUAAUGACCACACUGCAAGCAGGUGGAAUUUGUUUUCAGUACAGCAUGGUACAGGUUCCAACAUAUAACAAAAACUAGGGACACAACCUAAGACAACAUGAAUAUCAUACAUAGAUAGACACAGACAAUUCCAACAUCAAACAAUUUUCAGUCCAUGAUCAAUGUUUAUCUGCAAGAGUUCAAAAGUUGUAUGGCAGUAGGGAUAAAACUAUUUUUAAAGCAUGUUGUUUUGGUGGCAAUUGACCUGUAGCCCCUUCCAGAGGGCAGAAGCUGAAAUGCAUAGUGUGCAGGGUGAGUGGGGUCUGAGACAAUUUUGUGGGCUCUGCAUACUGUUCUUUUGUGAUGUAGUGAUUCCAAGGAUGGAAGGGGAGAGCCAUAGCAUUGCAUAUUAUCAUAUGAAGUUACUAUUAUAUUUGUAACUAUGCGAUUUUGAACCCUUUAUAUCAUUUUUACAAUAAGUCACGAAACACAAGUGACACAUGUCCUAUACAUCAUCUACUUCAAAAUUAGUUAUUGCAUUUUCAGUUUAUUAAACUUUGGCGAUCUCACUGUAUGAAUAGAUACCCGUUUAUUUAAAGGGGCCAACUAGCUCAUUCAGAAAAUGUUUUAACUCACUACAUCUGCAGCACACUUUAGUUGAAAAUAAGACCCCUUUUAUGUUCAUUUCAUCUACUUAUACCUUGAAUAUCUGUUGGCAUAUAUAAGGCCAACUUAUCAUUUUCACCAUGACCGUUAUCCAUUUUUAUGUAAUAUACCUAUUGCCCCAUUCAGAGUUGUUUUGAAAGCCAUCAGCCAUACCAUCAAUGGAUGAAAUGCCCUUGAGCAAGGCACCUACCCCAACAUUGCUACAGGGACUGUAACACUGUAAAAAAAAAACUGUCAAGUCACUUUGGAUAAAAGUGUCAUAUCAUAUAAGUGCAAACAAAGCAAUGUAAUGCAAGUUUUUUAUUGUAACCUUUAGUCAUAGAAAUCAUUUACAUUAUUUACAGUGACUUUUCUGAUUUUGCAGUCACAGCGCAGCCACGUUUAUAAUGGCAGUCUAUGGGGCUGAGCGCCUGUCCUCUCCUCACUUUCAGCCUUCUCAUGCAAAAACUCGUUUUUAACUCGCUCUAGUGACCUCAAUUUUUACACUACAGACAAAAAAAUUACAUCACCGUGUUCAGGAGAGCCUUAUGGCACUCAAUGUGAAAGAAUUUUGUGAAUAUAUCCUUCCGUUUUCGUGUAAAUCCCCGUUGUUUGGAGGGAGCGUUCUGAGCAAUUACUGCCCUUUCUGUGUCUCUCAGCACAGCGCGUGGGUGGGGGAAGGGCUGCUUGCUCUUUCACACACAUACACACACACAGGAGGGACGGGCUGCUCCCUCUCAGAGAGACACAGGCUUGUCGUCUCAAGGCAAAUCAUUCAUUCACAGAGUGCAGCCUGAGCUUUCCAUUGUCCCGGGAUUGUCCCAGAUAUUUUAAUUUUGUGUCCCGAUGACAUUUUUUAUGGUCCCCGGGACGUCGGGACACCGUUAGUUUCGAGCGCUGGGUGCCGGACUGCAACACGGACCGCAGGUGAGACCAUGGGGAGACACCAUCGCAGGGUCAGCAGUCAAACUGUGAGAAACCGACUCAGAGAAGCUGGCCUCCAUGCACGUAGACCUCAUCGAGGAUUGGACCUGACUGCUGGGCGACGACGUUCUCGUCUGGACUGGGCUCGGGCACAUAGAAAAUGAAAAUGAAUUUCUAUCUGAACAUUUGUAUUUCAUAAAAUAUGGACCGCUGCGUUUAUAUUUUUGUUCAGUGUACAUAGUUCUGUACUAAGAGUCUGGGUGCUAAACUGCCCUGCCUGCAGUCCAAACCUGUCUCCUAUUUAAAACAUUUGGCACAUGACAAAGUGUGGUGAUUUUAUUUGCACAUAUGUAGUCACAAACACACACAGCUUAAGUAAUCAUAAAUGUAUUCCGAUUCAUAUAACCACACAUGCACUUUCUUUUUAUGCUGAUUUAUAUACUCAUUCAAGGCCGAGCGUGUUGAUUUGCACCAAAGAAUAAAUUAAGUUAAUUCUAUUAAAAGUAAUAAUUGGUUUUUGAAUGACCAUAAUUACAGUAAAAUGCAGCAAAGACAUUGGUCAUACCGAAGGUUGUUUUCUGCUAAAUAACAGGCCUAUUCACAGUGUUAUUCUGACUCCAGCACCUGGAGCGUUAUCAUAUGUGGGAAUGAGUUAGCUAAGACCAUGUUGAAUUAACCAGUUGUUCAUUCUGGAGUGUUUUGCAUGCUGACAUAGUACAUUUUAUCAAGCCAUUCUAAAUUGGGUAGUGUUAGUGUGUGGUUUUUUUGUUUGUUUGUUUGUUUGUUUUAUUAUAUGGUGUAACAGAGGGGCGGCACGGUGGUGUAGUGGUUAGCGCUGUCGCCUCACAGCAAGAAGGUCCUGGGUUCGAGCCCUGUGGCCAGCGAGGGCUUUUCUGUGCGGAGUUUGCAUGUUCUCCCCGUGUCUGCGUGGGUUUCCUCUGGGUGCUCCGGUUUCCCCCACAGUCCAAAGACAUGCAGGUUAGGUUAACUGGUGACUCUAAAUUGACCGUAGGUGUGAAUGUGAGUGUGAAUGGUUGUCUGUGUGUCAGCCCUGUGAUGACCUGGCGACUUGUCCAGGGUGUACCCCGCCUUUCGCCCGUAGUCAGCUGGGAUAGGCUCCAGCUUGCCUGCGACCCUGUAGAACAGGAUAAAGCGGCUAGAGAUAAUGAGAUGAGAUGGUGUAACAGACUGAUCAAGGCCACGAGUGGCUUGUUUGCUCACACCUGCAGCCUGUAUUAGCCUUAAACUUGAUUUGACCCCAGUCAUUUUGAAUCAUGUACGCUCUGAAUGCUGUUGUUUUUGCCCGACCCCAUCUUAUCAUACGUUUUGACUCUUACUGAAUUGACCAUUCAUACUGGAAAAUUUGGCUCAGUUGAUAGAAAAUAUGAGAAGCGUGAGACGUAUUGCCCAGUAGAAAAUGCUGAAGUGGUAUAACGCGACAUGUUAACCAAUGAAAUUAUUUGUUUAAACUUUUUUUCCCUUUGAGACAGUAUAAAAUGAAAACUUGGUAAUUUUGAGACUGUUCACUCUGCAGACCGAACACAGCUUUUAUUUGAUUUAAUAAAAGUCUAAAACUUUCUGCAAUCUCUUGGACUUGGAGUCAUUUUUGCUUGGAGAGUUUCCACGACGGCGGCACGGUGGUGUAGUGGUUAGCGCUGUCGCCUCACAGCAAGAAGGUCCUGGGUUCGAGCCCCGGGGCCGGCGAGGGCCUUUCUG
Messenger RNA from Neoarius graeffei (lesser salmon catfish), 7181 nucleotides. RefSeq names its product zinc finger protein 431-like. The transcript has 3 exons. The record is from RefSeq and is a predicted model, not a curated record. Lineage: Eukaryota; Metazoa; Chordata; Actinopteri; Siluriformes; Ariidae. Bases 113 to 1867 code for a protein of 584 amino acids. Gene Ontology annotation, biological process: regulation of transcription by RNA polymerase II. Gene Ontology annotation, molecular function: RNA polymerase II cis-regulatory region sequence-specific DNA binding; DNA-binding transcription factor activity, RNA polymerase II-specific.